AACUUGACUGUGGUCCAGAGCGGCAGCAACGUGUGUAAGUUGGCUGGAGCGGACCGAACCACAGAUGUGAAUGAACAUCUGGAUGCUGCGUUUGCUCUCUCAUCGCCGAGAAUCAGGCCGCGGCGCUUCACUCCGCUCGUCACUCCGCACCUGCCGCUCAACAGCCUCCAUAUCGUCCCUCUCCUGUUCGGAGGAUGCUGCGGGCCCGCGGUGCUCGCCUCUGCGAACCGAGCUCGCAUCCAUCUGCUGCCGUUUACUUUGCGUCCGCUCCCUGCUUCCUUUUGACCGAGGCACAUCCCGACCAUUGACCGACCCGCUGCAUCUCACGGCGACCGGAGGAGAGCCGCUUCCCCCCGCCUCCAUCCCGCUGGACGACGGAACCGUCAGAUGUGUGUGGCUGUGAUGGCGGUGCUGUCAGUGCUUCUCCUGUCAGUGCUGCUGCUGUCCCUGCCCCCGGCCACUCGAGCGUACCCCCCCUGUCCCGUGAGCUGCCGCUGCUACAGCCUGACGGUGGAGUGCGGCUCAACUGGCCUACCUGGGAUCCCGAAACAUGUCCCUGCUACCACACAGACUCUCUUCCUCCAGGACAACGUGAUCAGUCAGAUUCGUCGAGAGGACCUGACCCAGCUGAUGCGCCUGCACUACCUCUACCUGCAGAACAACACCAUCUCUGCAGUGGAGCCCGGCUCCUUUCAGAACCAAGGGCAGUUGUUGGAGCUGGCUCUGAACGGGAACAGGAUCCACUUGGUCAGCGCCGACAUGUUUCAGGGUCUGGAGCAUCUGCGUAUUCUGUACCUGGCGGGGAAUGAGAUCACACGCCUGCUGGACUACACCUUCCGAGGUUUACAGCGCCUGCAGGAGCUCCACCUGCAGCGUAACAGUAUAGAGAUGCUAGCGGACCAGGCUCUGGUGGGACUGAGCUCUCUGGCUCUUCUGGACUUGAGCAGGAACAACCUCCACACCAUCGGCCCGGCAUCGCUGCGACCUCUGGUGAGCCUGCAGGUGCUGCGCAUCACAGACAACCCCUGGCGCUGCGACUGCGCCCUCCACUGGCUGCGCAGCUGGAUCGACGAGGAAGGCCAGCGGCUGCUCAGCUCGGCGGAGCGCAGGCUGGUCUGCACCGAGCCCCCUCGGCUCUCCCACCUGAGUCUGGUGGAGGUACCCCUCAACAGCCUGGUGUGUAUCCCUCCGCUGGUGCAGCUGGAGCCCAGAAGACUGGCUGUGAGACUGGGAGAGAGCCUCCGGGUGUCCUGCCACGCCUCCGGCUACCCCCGACCGCAGGUGACUUGGAAGAAGGCGUCUCAGGGGAAGGUGGCGCUCUCUCCCCGAGGUCUAGUCCAGGACCUGGCCCCGGGAGGAGGGGUAGAGGAAGGGGCUUCCCCAGAGGAAGGUCGGGUCAGUUUGCAGAAGAGUGAUGGAGAGCGCUUUGACCCAGACACCGGCAGUGGGAUGUUGUUCCUCAGCAAUGUUACGGUGGCUCACGCCGGCUUCUACGAGUGUGAAGCGUGGAAUGCAGGGGGCGUGGCCAGGCUCACCUUCCAGCUCGCCAUCAACUCUUCCACGUCCUCGUCCACCUCCUCCUCCUCCCUCUGGGCUUCGUGGUCGCAGGUGUCCUCGCCCUACUCACCCGCCUGGCCCAGGCUGAGAAACCACGGCCAAGUCCUGGGCUCAGACGUGAGCCGGGAGCCGCUCUACGCUCUGGGCAGCAUGGCUUUCAGCGCUCUGGGAGCAGCGACACAGACCGCCAUCGCUGUCGGAAUCUCUCUGCUGGCACUCACGGCUCUACUGCUGGUCGCCAUGAUCUACAGUCGCCAUCAUCAACGAGAUAAGGAGCCUGAUGGAGCUGAGAAGGAGGAGAGCAUCCUGUACGUCAACGACUACUCUGAUGGGCCGACCACCUUCGCCCAGCUGGAGGAGUACCGGGACGAGAGGGGCCAUGAAAUGUACGUCCUCAACAGAGCCAAGCCUGUGCUGCCGCCUCCUCCCCCUACUGCGGUCUCCACCACCAACCUGGGCGGCCCAGCUCUGUCUGACACCACCAGCCUCACGGCCUCCUCCGGGCCGGGCCAGACCGUGAGUCCCACUCUGACCGCCAACAAGCAGCAGCAGCAGCAGCAGCAGCAGCUGGACGGUGACAUACGGACCAUGAGGAGGAUGGGUGGGGAGGGAGGGGAAGCGGAGCCGGUCAUCACGUCAGAGGCUGAAGGAAUGUUUCUGAACCACACCGGUCUGUUCAUUGACUCUCAGAUAGCGUAUGAGAUUCACUGCUGAGGCUGGAUUCUACUGCUGCACAGAACUUGGGUGCCAAGCGCAUCAGUCACUGAAGAAACAUCCUUAAUCUGUGACCAGUCAAGCUGGGCAGUGUGCUCUCUGCUUGUAUAAAGAGACGGAUGGUUUUUUCGACCCCAGCCAAGCUAACUAAAGCCGUCCAACUCUAGCGAUGACAGUCUGGAUGUCAUAAGUGUUAGACCUGUCUGACCCCUAGCAGCCGACAAACACUCGGGUCAGCAUUUAUCUACUUUCAUACCAGCAGCUUUUCACUGUCUCGCCUGUUUGAAGGUUACAAUGAGCAGAUUCCGACCUCUAGAGAUGCUGUGGAGCCUUUCACUUCUUCUUUCUGUGUGACACAUCUUUGUCAUCACACACCCACUGCGUGAGCUGAUAAUGGCAUGGCAACAAAUGAAGUAAGAAGCAAGAUGGUCCCUGGUGAGAGGAGGCAAAGUGUCUGGACUGCAAAUAUGUGUCCCACCCGUGGGGAGGGUUUCAAAAGAGCAGCUGAGUCAGUGCAGCAGGCCUGGAUCUACUUGCUUUUGGUUACUGUGAGGUAUUCUGCAGGUCAUCUUCAAGACUUUUUAAGGCUCUCUUCUGAGGCCAGUCGCGCACACCAGGAGCCAAAGUCAGCCAUGUGCGAUGGUUGUACCUUGUCAUGGAUCACAUGGAUGAGGGCAUCCGUUCUGGAUUGGGUCUCUUAUUGGUGUUAUGCUGGCCACAGUCAUCCACUGGACACUUGCUGAGCUGCUGCACCUCGGCGUGGACAGAGGCCAGAAGGUGUCAGGAGUGCUGUAAGGAGCGUGCGUAGAUGCCGUUCAGCAGUGUGUGUCCUGGACUGCUGAGUACACAAAUGUUGCUACCCUUUGUUGCAUAAUCCAGGAUUAACCUUUCUAGGGAAGCUGCAUUUGGAUUGAUAGAAUCACAGUUCAGAAGGUUUGCAUUUGAAUUCUGCUUUUUUAUUGUUAUUAUUGUAAUGUUGUUUAUUCUCUUUUUUUUUUACUGCAUUCCAAAGAUCAUUAUUUGUUUGUCACUGGAACACCUGAAAAGGAAAGUUGGAGUCUGGGGGUACUGAAGCCAAAACUUGUGUUAAGAGUGUUUUGCCAGCUGUAGUGUAAAUCUAAAGUCAGGUGCGUAGUUUGGUGAGCCAGAUCCAUCAGGUCCGAUGGAUGAUCUACAGUUCCUAACCGCUCAGUAACAGCUCAUGACCACAGGAGAGCACUGGAGUGUAUCUCAUCUCAUUCCUAACCAUCCAUGGCUCCACCCUUCUCUCUCAGUGAAACAACCAGAGAUAUGUGUACGCCACCCUGUUCCUUUGAGAGAUCUUGGGCUUAAAGAUGCUUAUCAUUGUGUUUGGUCUGCUUUUUGUUUGUCAUUGAAGGAACAGCAUAUCUGGGUUUGGAUUCAACCUGAUCGCUUCCUGUUCAGUUGUUCUCCCUGUGCUUGUCUAGGUUUCCUCUCGGCACUCCAGUUUCCUCCCAUAGUCCAAAUACACGCAGAGGUUAUUGAUGACUCUGUCUGCAGGUAUGAGCUGUUGUGGUUGUCUCUAUAUGAUGGGCAGGCGACCCCUCCAAGAUGUCGCCGGCCAGGUCAACCAGAUACAAGUCAUGAGACUAAUAUGGUUGUAGUCACGUGAGGGAGGCGCAUUAGAGACUCAGCCAGUCUCAAAACAGAGAGGUACUUCACUCAGGUUUAUAGAUCUGAAAAGACAAGGCAAGACAGCAUUUCUGAGGUGGAGACUCUUCUAAGGCCGUCAUUCUUUUUGACCGACUACUCCCAACAAGUCACUGAAGUUGUCUGAAUGAUGCCACCAUGCCUCCCUCUUUCUUACAGCUUUGUAUAUUUUCAGAACAAUGUACACCGAAGAAUUUCUGUCACAUUCUGUCCUCUGCUGAGCCAAGAGCAUCCAUGAGUUUGGAAUAUUUGAUGUUGUCACUGUCAUCCGAAACGUACAUUUUUGUGUCUACCCUCAUACAUCUGUGAAAUUUUGGCCUGUUUUUAGAAGCUCCACCUGUUUUUUUGGUGGACUGCAGAUGUUCUUGAGGUCAGCUGUGUACAAAUGCAUGUAAAGUGAUCCAAAAUAAACAGGAAU
This is a messenger RNA of Synchiropus splendidus (mandarinfish), 4360 nucleotides long. Its product is annotated as leucine-rich repeat-containing protein 24-like. The transcript is spliced from 8 exons. Gene Ontology annotation, molecular function: protein binding. The record is from RefSeq and is a predicted model, not a curated record. NCBI's taxonomy places the organism in Eukaryota, Metazoa, Chordata, Actinopteri, Syngnathiformes, Callionymidae. The coding region runs from base 388 to 2271 and encodes 627 amino acids.